AUGCUUACAGCCUUGUUUAACGUUUUCAGAAAAGAAUUAAGCUAUAAAAAAACCGGCUAUAACAAUACUGGAAAUGAUGAUUAUAAUGAUGACGUUGAUGAUGAUGACGAUGAUGAUGAUGAUAUUUAUUCUCUCAAUUUUUACUCCACUUCGUUUAUCGAAUGUGAAUCAGUUAAAAAAGAAGAAAAUUUUGUGAUAUCUUUUGAAAUGAUCGCCUUGAUUCUGAUUUCAAGCGAGAAUGAGACAUUUAAGGAUGGAAAGAAAAAGAUGAGAAAAUCAUUGAGACAUUAA
Molecule: messenger RNA, 291 nt
Organism: Clunio marinus
Lineage: Eukaryota; Metazoa; Arthropoda; Insecta; Diptera; Chironomidae
Source: the annotation of a GenBank genome assembly